Molecule: messenger RNA, 4077 nt
Organism: Acytostelium subglobosum LB1
Lineage: Eukaryota; Evosea; Eumycetozoa; Acytosteliales; Acytosteliaceae
Exons: 3
Coding region: 1-4077 (1358 amino acids)
Biological process (GO): transmembrane transport
Cellular component (GO): membrane
Molecular function (GO): ABC-type transporter activity; ATP binding; ATP hydrolysis activity
Source: RefSeq, a predicted model, not a curated record
AUGGAGCUAUAUAGAAGACUACUAGGAUGGUCUUCAAGAGCCAGACAAUACACCCCUCUUGACUCGACUCAACAACAUCAGCAAGAUCCAGUCAAUGUGACAGAGGAGGUCGAAAGAGAUAGUCUCUUUGAUCAACCGUGUCCUGAACAACAUGCUUCUCUCUUGUCAAGAUUAUCAUUCUUUUGGGUUCAACCAAUGAUGAUGACAGGAUACAAAAAAGCACCUCUACUUCUAACUGAUCUGUGGCGAGCACCGGAACACAUCAAAGUCGAGAACACUGUUCAAUAUCUGGACAAUCUACACUUGGAUUGCAAGUAUGCACUCAUCAGACACAUCUAUCGUGAGUUUGUCCUGAGGAAUGUUACCCUCAUAAUUAUCAAGAUCUUUGGUGCCAUGGUCACUAUCGGUUCACCAGUCUUGCUUAAAACAUUCCUCUGGUACAUCCAAAACGAUGACUUUCAAAAGGGAUAUGGAUGGCUCCUAUCUUUUGGUCUGUUCCUCACAUCUAUAUCAUUGUCACUCACCAACCAAUACUCCUUCUGGUUCGGUAUGAAGAUGUGUCUAGAGAUCAGAGGAUCAUUGAUUGCCACAAUCUUUCGAAAGAUGUUGCGCAUCAACAAUGACUCUCGUCGACGAUUCAAUUGUGGAGCAAUCAUGAAUCUGGUGGCCGUAGAUGUCGAGUCAUUCUCAGAGUUCUUUUGGAACAACUGCAUCGAUAUCUUCAUCUAUCCCUUUACCAUAACAAUGCUAUUGGUGUUCCUUUGCAUGGUUGUUGGUGUGGCACCAGGCCUGGUUGGCUUUAUCCUCAUGGUCAUUGGUCUUCCUAGCAAUGCAUUGUUAAGCAAACGACAGAGUGAUCAUCAGCUCAAUGCAAUGAACAUUGGGGAUGAACGAGUUGGACUCAUUGGCGAGAUGCUGGAAGGUAUACGACUUUUGAAGCUCUAUGCAUGGGAGCUACCUUUCAUCAAUCGUGUAAUGUCUGUCAGAGAGCGACAAAUACAUGCCAUUAAGAAGCGGAACGUCUUUUGGGCCACUUCAUCUCUACUCACACAGGUGUUGGCUGGUGUAGUUCUGUUCUCAACAUUCAUGGUGUACACCCUGUUGGGUAAUCAGCUGACUGCAACAGUUGCCUUUACAAGUCUUACUAUAUUCGUCAAUAUGCGUCGACCACUCGAGAUGUUGCCAGAGUCCAUUCAGAGACUAAUGAAGAUCAUGGCAUCCGCACAGCGUAUCGAGUCAUUCCUCAGGUGUAGUGAGGUGCAAGCAUCAAUGUUAUCAUACCAAGAUAACGACAAAGAUGUACAAAUAAUCAAUGGAGAGUUCAGUUGGGACAGUACCUCCUCAGCAUCGACACUCAACCAAGGUCAUGAGGAGGAAGAAGAAGAAGACGACGACAAUGAUGAUACUAUUCAAUCACCUGAUGAAGCUGAUAUAAAAGCAUCGUUAUUCAAAAAGCAAUCAUCCAUCGAGUUGGAGAACAUCACCAAACAUCAGUCAACAUCAGUUCUCAAGCAAAUCAACAUUGUGGCACCAGCUGGAAAGCUAACAAUGGUGUGUGGACGUGUUGGAGUCGGCAAGACAAGUAUUCUAAGUGCAUUAAUUGGCGAGAUACACAAAGUUGAUGGUCAAGUGCAGGUUCCACGAAGGAUUGGCUUUACAUCUCAAACAGCCUUUUUGAUCAGUGCAUCACUACGUGACAAUAUAUUGUUUGGACAGGACUUUGACCAAGAUCGAUAUAUCAAGGUAUUACAGGCCUGUGCAUUGGACUCUGAUUUGGGCCAGUUGCCGGCAAAGGAUCUAACAGAGAUUGGAGAGCGUGGCCUGAAUCUUAGUGGCGGCCAGAAGCAGAGAGUAUCAUUGGCACGAGCAGUCUACUCUGAUCCAGAUUGCUAUAUACUUGAUGAGCCACUGUCUGCCGUAGACUCUGAGGUUGCCAAACAUCUCCUUCAGCAUUGCAUUCAAGGUGUCAUGGCCAAUCGUACCAGGAUAUUGGUGACACAUCAACUUCAGUUCCUACCUGCUGCAGACCAUAUCAUUGUGGUUGGACCCUCUGGUGAGAUCACUCAAGGCUCCUAUCAAGAGUUGGUAGACAGUGGCAUUGACUUUGAAUCAAUCAUGAAGAACAAGUAUGGCGAUAUGCAAAAGAGUCUUCAGCAGCAACAACAGAGACAACAAGAAUCAGAUGUCGACUCCAUCACCACUUCCACCACAACUGAGUUGCCACGGGCACCUUUACCAACAACCCCAGUCCAAUCAAUCCACGAUCUCAUUGCAUCAACCAACGAACCAAACCUGGAACAAAAGGCCAAGCUACUGGUUCAAGAGGAACGUAACAAGGGUGCCAUCGGUUUAGAUACCUAUGGACCAUACGUAAAGGCUGGUGGAGUGAUUGGAUUCUCCAUCAUUGUCUUUUUCUACAUCACCAGUCAAGUGAUCUUCCAGAGUGCUGACUAUUGGCUGGUGGUAUGGACCAAGAGGCAGCUGUCCACACCUCACACUGACCGUUGGUAUUUGAUGAUAUACUUUUGCUUCAUCGUCGUAUACAUCAUUAUGUUGGGCAUCCGAUACUUUGCCCUCAGUCGCUUCACAGUUGUGGCAUCAUCAUCGCUACACAAUCGAUUGCUCACCAAUGUCAUUGAUGCACCAACACUAUUCUUUGAUCAGAAUCCAUCCGGUCGUAUACUCAAUCGAUUCUCAAAGGAUAUUUCAGACAUUGACAUAUCACUCCUAGAUGUUAUCUCUGACAUUAUGUACAAUGGUUCGUCUGUACUCGUAUCGAUCUGCAUAAUGAUAUUUAUCAACCCAAUCAUGGUGCUACCUCUUGCAUGUCUGGGCGUACUCUACUACUUUGUUCAACAAAUCUAUCGCAGCUCAUCCAGAGAACUCAAAAGAAUGGAGUCAAUCUCAAGAAGUCCUAUCUUCUCAACAUUUGGUGAGAGCUACAAUGGUUUGGUCACGAUCCGAUCGUUCAAACAGCAGACCCGCUUCUACAAUCAACUGAUUGAGCAGCUGGAUGUCAAUAUACGUUUGAUCUACUAUAGCUAUGCGUGCCAUAGGUGGAUGGGCACACGACUCGAGUUCAUAGCAUCUGUCACUGUGUUCUUUUCGUCAUUGUUUUCAGUAUACAAUGCAGCCGAUAACCCUGGACUGGCUGGCUUGGCAGUGACCAGUGCCCUUGGUAUGACAGGAUUCCUCAACAGACUGGUACGACAAUUCACAACUCUAGAGGUCAAGAUGAACUCUGUUGAGCGUGUCAAUACCUAUAUACAAACGCCAUCCGAAGGUGUUCGAUACUCUGAUGCACACUCUGCACCACCAGAGGAUUGGCCACAAGAAGGAAAGAUAGAGUUCCGCUCAGUUCAAGUACGCUACCGUCCAAAUAUGGAGCCGAGUCUCUCCAAUGUCACGGCACUCAUACAUCCAAAUGAAAAGAUUGGAAUAGUUGGUCGCACGGGUGCCGGAAAGUCCACGAUUGGUGUGGUACUAUUCCGAAUGGUCAAUCCAUCUGCUGGUGAAAUCCUGAUUGAUGACCUCAACAUUGUAGAUAUCGGGCUGUAUGAUCUCAGAAGUCGCCUCUCAGUCAUACCACAAGAGCCAUUCAUCUUUUCAGGUACAUUACGUGACAACAUUGACCCUGCCAAGGUCUACUCAGACGAGCAGAUCUGGAGUAGUCUGGAGAAGGUGCAGAUGAAGCCUGUCAUAAGUGGCAUGCCAAUGGCGUUGUCAACACCAGUGGAUCGCGGGGGAGAUACAUUCUCAACAGGCCAGAAGCAGCUACUCUGUCUAUGUAGAGCACUGUUGCGAAACUCAAAGAUCGUGUUGAUGGACGAGGCCACGGCAAGUCUUGACUACCACACAGACUCUAUCAUCAAAGAGACAAUCGCCAACAACUUUAAGAACAGCACCGUGCUGACCAUAGCACAUCGAUUGGACACCAUCUAUGAUAGUGAUCGUAUUAUCGUCGUUGAUAAGGGUCGUCUGGCAGAGUUUGAGUCACCUGAGCUACUGGCAAGGAAUCCAGACUCUCGAUAUACUCAACUACUGGUUGCACAAUCUUCAUACAGUACCAGCCAAUAA